Molecule: messenger RNA, 321 nt
Organism: Lycium barbarum (goji berry)
Lineage: Eukaryota; Viridiplantae; Streptophyta; Magnoliopsida; Solanales; Solanaceae
Exons: 2
Coding region: 1-321 (106 amino acids)
Source: RefSeq, a predicted model, not a curated record
AUGAUCAAUAUACCAGCAGAGGGUACCUUAGGAGUGUGGCGUGGGGUUGACACUAGGACGUCUCCAUCACUUAGCUUGCAACCAUCUAUUGCUGGUGGUGGGACCGGAAUAGACAAUCAUCCAGUCAAUAAGGUCGGGUCGCUGGAAGAGCUAAUGAACAAGCCGUUGGUAGGAGCCACUCAACUUCUAGCAGUGGUGCUAAGAAUGGUUUUAAAAGCGCUGCAGGAGCUCCCACGGGAGCUCUUUCUAUCGAUUCCAUGCAAUAACCAUCAAUUCCUGGCACUAGUGGCGGUGCACUUAUUAUCCCAGUUCAAAUCCUAG